AUGUCUAAAGCUGUCGGUAUUGAUUUAGGUACCACCUACUCAUGUGUCGCUCAUUUUGCUAAUGAUCGUGUAGAAAUUAUUGCCAACGAUCAAGGUAACAGAACCACUCCAUCCUAUGUUGCCUUCACUGACACUGAAAGAUUGAUCGGUGAUGCUGCUAAGAACCAAGCUGCUAUGAACCCAACAAACACCGUUUUCGAUGCUAAACGUUUGAUUGGUAGAAACUUCACAGAUGCUGAAGUCCAAGGUGAUAUGAAACAUUUCCCAUUUAAAGUCGUCAGCGUUGAGGGUAAACCACAGAUUCAAGUCGAAUACAAAGGUGAAACUAAAACUUUCACCCCAGAACAAAUUUCUUCAAUGGUCUUGGGUAAGAUGAAGGAAACUGCUGAAGCUUAUUUGGGUGGUACAGUCAAUGACGCUGUCGUCACUGUCCCUGCUUAUUUCAACGAUUCUCAAAGACAAGCCACCAAGGAUGCUGGUACCAUCUCAGGUUUAAACGUUUUAAGAAUUAUUAACGAACCAACUGCCGCUGCUAUCGCUUACGGUUUGGACAAGAAAGGUACUGAAGAAAACGUCUUGAUUUUCGAUCUAGGUGGUGGUACUUUUGAUGUCUCUUUGUUGUCCAUUGAAGAUGGUAUUUUCGAAGUUAAGGCCACUGCAGGUGAUACCCACUUAGGUGGUGAAGAUUUUGAUAACAGAUUGGUUAGCCAUUUUGUUCAAGAAUUCAAGAGAAAGCACAAGAAGGAUUUGACUACAAACUUGAGAGCUCUAAGAAGAUUAAGAACUGCUUGUGAAAGAGCUAAGAGAACUUUAUCUUCUUCUGCUCAAACUUCUAUUGAAAUUGAUUCCUUAUACGAAGGUAUCGACUUCUACACCAAUAUCACUAGAGCUAGAUUUGAAGAAUUAUGUGCUGAUUUGUUUAGAUCUACUUUGGACCCAGUCGAAAAAGUCUUGACUGAUUCCAAAUUGGACAAAGCCCAAGUUCAUGAAAUCGUCUUGGUUGGUGGUUCUACCAGAAUUCCAAAGGUUCAAAAGUUGGUUACUGACUUCUUCAACGGUAAGGAACCAAACAGAUCUAUUAACCCAGAUGAAGCUGUCGCUUACGGUGCUGCUGUCCAAGCCGCUAUCUUGACUGGUGACACUUCUUCCAAGACCCAAGACUUAUUGUUGUUGGAUGUCACUCCAUUAUCUUUAGGUAUUGAAACUGCUGGUGGUGUCAUGACCAAAUUGAUCCCAAGAAACACUACUAUCCCAACAAAGAAAUCUGAAACUUUCUCCACUUAUGCUGAUAACCAACCAGGUGUCUUGAUUCAAGUAUUUGAAGGUGAAAGAGCUAAGACUAAGGAUAACAACAUCUUGGGUAAGUUCGAAUUAGCUGGUAUUCCACCAGCUCCAAGAGGUGUCCCACAAAUUGAAGUUACUUUUGAUGUCGAUUCUAACGGUAUUUUGAACGUUUCCGCUGUUGAAAAAGGUACCGGUAAGACUAACAAGAUUACUAUCACUAAUGAUAAAGGUAGAUUAUCUAAGGAAGAUAUCGAUAACAUGGUUGCUGAAGCUGAAAAGUUCAAGGAAGAAGAUGAAAAGGAAACUCAAAGAAUCGCUUCUAAGAAUCAAUUGGAAUCUGUUGCUUACUCAUUGAAGAGCACUGUUUCUGAAGCUGGUGAUAAGUUAGACGCUGCUGAUAAAGAAACUAUCACAACUAAGGCUGAAGAAGCCAUUGCUUGGUUAGAUAGCAACACCACUGCCUCUAAGGAAGAAUUCGAUGACCAAUUGAAGGAAUUACAAGAAGUCACAAACCCAAUAAUGACUAAAUUAUACCAAGCCGGUGGUAUGCCAGGUGCUGACGCUGGUGCGGGUGGUUUCCCAGGUGGAGCACCACCAGCCCCAGAAGCUGAGGGUCCAACUGUUGAAGAAGUUGACUAA
Vanderwaltozyma polyspora DSM 70294 is the source of this 1923-nucleotide messenger RNA. RefSeq lists its product as uncharacterized. NCBI's taxonomy places the organism in Eukaryota, Fungi, Ascomycota, Saccharomycetes, Saccharomycetales, Saccharomycetaceae. The transcript has a single exon. Bases 1 to 1923 code for a protein of 640 amino acids. Gene Ontology annotation, cellular component: cytoplasm; nucleus; cytosol. Gene Ontology annotation, biological process: SRP-dependent cotranslational protein targeting to membrane, translocation; vesicle-mediated transport; protein refolding. The record is from RefSeq and is a predicted model, not a curated record. Gene Ontology annotation, molecular function: ATP binding; misfolded protein binding; ATP hydrolysis activity.